GCUCCAUAAAAAUACAGACUCACCAGUUCCUGCUUUGAUGUGACAUGUGACUCCCCAGAAUACACCUUGCUUCUGUAGACCAGCUCCAACAGGAUUCCAUGGUAGCUGGGAUGUUAGGGCUCAGGGAGGAAAAGUCAGAAGACCAGGAUCUUCAGGGCCUCAAAGACAAGCCCCUGAAGUUUAAGAAGGUGAAGAAAGACAAGAAGGAAGACAAAGAGGGCAAACAUGAGCCACUACAACCUUCAGCCCACCAUUCUGCUGAGCCGGCAGAGGCAGGCAAAGCAGAGACAUCAGAAAGCUCGGGCUCUGCCCCAGCAGUACCAGAAGCUUCUGCUUCUCCCAAACAGCGGCGUUCCAUCAUUCGUGACCGGGGCCCCAUGUAUGAUGACCCCACCUUGCCUGAAGGUUGGACACGAAAGCUUAAGCAAAGGAAGUCUGGCCGCUCUGCUGGAAAGUAUGAUGUAUAUUUGAUCAAUCCCCAGGGAAAAGCCUUUCGGUCUAAAGUGGAAUUGAUUGCAUACUUUGAAAAGGUAGGCGACACCUCUUUGGACCCUAAUGAUUUUGACUUCACGGUAACUGGGAGAGGGAGCCCCUCCCGGAGAGAGCAGAAACCACCUAAGAAGCCCAAAUCACCCAAAGCUCCAGGAACUGGCAGGGGUCGGGGACGCCCCAAAGGGAGUGGCACUGGAAGACCCAAGGCAGCAUCAUAAGAAGGUGUUCAGGUGAAAAGGGUCCUGGAGAAGAGCCCUGGGAAACUUCUCGUCAAGAUGCCUUUCCAAGGAAGGCAUGGGGGCAAGAAUGAGGGAGGUGGGGCUACCACUUCUGCCCAGGUCAUGGUGAUCAAACGCCCUGGCAGAAAGAGAAAAGCUGAAGCUGACCCCCAGGCCAUUCCUAAGAAACCGGGCAGAAAGCCUGGGAGUGUGGUGGCAGCUGCUGCUGCAGAAGCCAAAAAGAAACUCCUAGUUGUGUCUUCUGUUCCAGGCAACUGCAGUGCUUACCUGACAGCAGUCAACCAUAGCCCGAGGAUUCUCCCUGCCCUUUGA
This is a messenger RNA of Cricetulus griseus (Chinese hamster), 1043 nucleotides long. The record is from RefSeq and is a predicted model, not a curated record. Lineage: Eukaryota; Metazoa; Chordata; Mammalia; Rodentia; Cricetidae.